UGUCGUUUACGACAUGCCGUAGUCGGCGCGAAUAACAACAAAAACAAAUGGAGAGGGGGAGGCCGAGAUUGAAGGGUCGUUUUGUGUCAAAACGACGGGAACGCAAAUACGACUCCAUAAAAAGGGGGAUUCGACAGAGAUGGGAGAACACAAAAAUAGCCGAGACACAUAGCUAUUCAAAAAUCGCUUCCACCAAUGAAACAAUUGAGUCAGACGACUGUCACUCCGUUGACAAUGUUCCAGUAGAUCUCGAAGAGGUUGAGAUUGUUUACACUGAAAAUGUAAUAGACUCCCCUCGUCUUGAAAAGGACUGGAGAUGUGGCCGUAGGUUGAUUGAGCUUGGGGUACUUGCUGAUGGCUUGUCUGCCUGCAAGAAAUGUGGCUUACCCUUACAACUUUCCCACUGCCAAGGAAUAACCAACUUUGGUCUUUCAGCUAUGCUCAAAAUACCUUGCAUGAAUUCUGCUUGCAAAAUGAUCGACAAUGUUCCAACUGGAAAAAGGCAUAAUAAAAUUUGGGAUGCCAAUACAAAGUUAGCAGCAGCUGUACAACACACUGGGAUAGGCUUUGACCAGAUAAGUGGAAUACUGGCUGAGCUAAACAUGCCACCCAUCAGCAGAACACUACUUAGCAGCAGACAAGUAGAGAUUGGAAAAGCUACAGAAUGUAUUGCUUCCUUAUCGAUGCAAGAAGCUCUAGAAGAAGAAGUUAUGGCAACAAACAUAAAGAAACAGUCAUCCAGCAUAAGUGUCAGUGUAGAUGGGGCUUGGCAAAAGCGCGGAAGUGGCUGGUCAUAUGAUAGCCUUACAGGCCAUUGCUCAAUGAUGGGUGUAGAAACAGGGAAAGUCAUUGAUUACAGUGUCCGUAGUAAAACAUGCAAGAUUUGCGAGAAUGCGGAAAGGAAAAAUACACCACCUGCUCCACAUGAAUGUACAAGAAAUUGGACAGGAAGCUCAAAGUCCAUGGAGCCUGAUAUGAUAGUGGAGAUGGUAGGAAGGACACUGGAAAAAGGAGUAAGGAUGGAAGGACUGGUUGGGGAUGACGACACAACUGCUAUCACGCGAAUCAACAAAGAAUUAGAUGCAAAUAUCCAGAAACAGUCCGACAAGAACCAUGUAAAAAAGAACAUUGCAAAUUCCCUGUACAAUCUUCAAAAAUCGCAUAAAAGUCUCUCCACUAAAAUCAUAAGAUACAUUCAGAAGUGCUUCAACUAUAUGGUUUCUCAGAACCAGGGUAGCCCAAGUGGAAUUGAAAAAGGCCUCACUGCUUUGUCCUUUCAUCCCUUUGAGAAUCACAAAGAAUGUGAUCAACUUUGGUGUCACCAUAAAAGAGACCCAACCAAAAAGUUUACAUCCCUCCCUUAUGGUCGACCAUUGGAGAAUAAAGCUCUGCAGCAAGACCUGGAAGGCAUUUUUAACAAGUUAAAGAAGCAUUCACAGAAAUUAGCCAAUCUUGGAAGCACGCAACCAAACGAAAGUUUUAAUAAAACUGUGGCAUCCAAAGCUCCAAAAAAUCGCCUCUUCAGCAGAACAAUAACCUACAGGGUAGCAGCAAGUGUGGCACAAAAAAAUAUUGGUCAAGGCUAUCUGGUGCAGGCAAGCAAAAUUUCCAUUAUAUUUAAAAUUAGGCUUUGA
Magallana angulata is the source of this 1634-nucleotide messenger RNA. RefSeq lists its product as uncharacterized. Bases 48 to 1634 code for a protein of 528 amino acids. The transcript has 6 exons. Lineage: Eukaryota; Metazoa; Mollusca; Bivalvia; Ostreida; Ostreidae. The record is from RefSeq and is a predicted model, not a curated record.